Molecule: messenger RNA, 3365 nt
Organism: Carassius carassius (crucian carp)
Lineage: Eukaryota; Metazoa; Chordata; Actinopteri; Cypriniformes; Cyprinidae
Gene: cd58
Product: CD58 molecule
Exons: 7
Coding region: 269-2680 (803 amino acids)
Source: RefSeq, a predicted model, not a curated record
UGUUUGGUUACUGAUCGAUGCACUCAUAAAGGUGCGUUCACCUUCUGGCUCCGCCCAUUUCAAAGGUCGCUCGAGACCUUUCGACGGGGAUUUUUACUUUCUUUUCUCACUGCCUCAGAACACUGUGGCAACCUUUAAAUGUUUAAUUGGCCUGUUUUUAUCUUCCUGUUUAGCCUCGACUGUCGAGAUUAAUGUAGCAAAUGUGUUUUACCUUCCAAAUCGCCAUUAAGUAGCUCUUCCCACACAGAAGAAACACUAUCGAGUGAAGAUGGCAGAUGUUAUGUUUUUGGUUUAUUUUACAUGUUUCUGUUUGUAUCAAGAUUUAGUUUUCUGUGAUGACUAUGGCGAAAGUGGAAACAAGAUCACACUAAAUCCAGUCAUCCGUGGAAAACCUGAAGAAAUACUGUGGACACAUAAUGGAAACAAGGUUCUGGAGUAUGACGGGAGGCAGAUGGCCACAUAUGGCUCAUUUAAAGACCGUGUAGAUCUUGAUUUUGAAACAGGACAGCUCACAAUAAGAAAACUUAACAACCAAGACAGUGGCACAUAUCAGUCUGAAAUUGUGAUCAGUAAGAAGGUUCAUACCUCCAGUCAUACUUUGGCAGUUUUGGAUGCUCUGCCAGAGCCUCUGGUAACCUGUGAAGUGAACAAGACUUCAAAUGCGAAAAAACUGUCCUGUUCAGUGGAAUCCCAGACUGAGCCGAGCUAUGAAUGGAGUGGAUCUAAUGUAAAACAGCCAGGGCCAAUACUUGUUGUUAAUGAACAGGAGGAAAACCUUAACUCAGUCUUUACCUGCACUGUCAAGAAUAAAGCUGGAAGCAGGACCACAGACUUUAAUCUGCAAGACUGCACCACAGGCAGAGCAAACCCUGCUGUGGUUGUUCCAGUUUUAAUAGUUACAGUGCUUCUCAUUCUGCUUGCUGUGCUGGCAUUUUACUUCUACAGAUGUAAAAGACAACAGUCUUCAUCUCAAGCCACACUCCCUUGCUGUAACAGACUUACUGCUCCAAAUAAAAAAUGGGAUCAGGAAAGUGAAUUGGAGAAUGGAUAUGAAUCUCAUGAAGGACAAAAACUUUUGAAGCAAAAUCCGCAAUCUGCUACAACAGGAAAAAAUAAAGACGACACAGGAAAUACAAAUGGAGAACUUGACGAAUAUAAGGAAAACAGCGGAAAUGCAGAUGAAGCAGAAGAAAGCGCUAACAGCGAAGCUGAAAAAACAAACACAGAAAUAGAGAGCCAGAAAUUCUUAGAAACCCAAGAAGAAAAGGAGAAAAGUCAGAUACUAAAAAAUAAGAGGGAAGAUGAAGAAAAGAAACAUGAGGAUCCGUCUCGGAAUCUAGGAGGGCAGGAAAAUACAAAUGCAGAUAAAAAUAAGAACGACGAUGAAGAGAAGGAACAUGAGGAUCCGUCUCGGAAUCUAGGAGGGCAGGAAAAUACAAAUGCAGAUAAAAAUAAGAACGACGAAAAAGAGAAGGAACAUGAGGAUCCGUCUCAGAAUCUAGGAGGGCAGGAAAAUAAAAAUGCAGAUAAAAAUAAGAACGACGAUAAAGAGAAGGAACAUGAGGAUCCGUCUCAGAAUCUAGGAGGGCAGGAAAAUAAAAAUGCAGAUAAAAAUAAGAACGACGAUAAAGAGAAGGAACAUGAGGAUCCGUCUCAGAAUCUAGGAGGGCAGGAAAAUAAAAAUGCAGAUAAAAAUAAGAACGACGAUGAAGAGAAGGAACAUGAGGAUCCUUCUCAGAAUCUAGGAGGGCAGGAAAAUAAAAAUGCAGAUAAAAAUAAGAACGACGAUGAAGAGAAGGAACAUGAAGAUCCGUCUCAGAAUCUAGGAGGGCAGGAAAAUAAAAAUGCAGAUAAAAAUAAGAACGACGAUGAAGAGAAGGAACAUGAGGAUCCUUCUCAGAAUCUAGGAGGGCAGGAAAAUAAAAAUGCAGAUAAAAAUAAGAACGACGAUAAAGAGAAGGAACAUGAGGAUCCGUCUCAGAAUCUAGGAGGGCAGGAAAAUAAAAAUGCAGAUAAAAAUAAGAACGACGAUAAAGAGAAGGAACAUGAAGAUCCGUCUCAGAAUCUAGGAGGGCAGGAAAAUAAAAAUGCAGAUAAAAAUAAGAACGACGAUGAAGAGAAGGAACAUGAGGAUCCUUCUCAGAAUCUAGGAGAGCAGGAAAAUAAAAAUGCAGAUGAAAAUGAGGAAGACCGGGAACCUAAAGUGAACAAAGAGAAGGAAGAGGAAAACAAAGAAAUAGACAACACGAACAAAGAGAUUGUGAGUCCACAGUCUGCUGUGACAGGAAGAAUUAAAGUGGACACAGGAAAUGUAGAGGAACAACUACACAAAAAUGAGAAGAGCAGCCAAAAGGAAAAUAGUGACCAGUCAACUGAGCAGCAGAACAAGGGCCUAUCUAUUAAUGAGGAUGACCAGAGGCCAGAAGGGGAAAGGGAGGAGGAAGAGAAAACUGAAAAGAAAAACCACGAGGUGACUGGCAUACUACACACAGAUUCACCAUCUAACCUGGACACCAGAAUCCCAUCUUCAAACCUGAAAGUGGAAUUUGAAAAUAAUCAAGCUGCAUCCUUACCUCAAGAGGAAGAUGAUGAUGGUGAACAGACAGAUAAGAGCAGCGAGUCAGAACAAGGCAGGAAGGAAAAAAAGGAUGUUCCAGAAAUUAAAGAGACAAAAAAAUAACUUUCUAGACAACACAAACAAUUACCUAUAUGUGGCCAGAGGACAAGAAAGCAGAAACAGAGACCAACAGCUUCCCAAAACAUGCAAUGAAGGAAGAUCAUAGUUCAGAAAUUAGAGAACAGUUUUUAAACAAAUAGUUUUGUACAAAUUAUGAUGAUAAAGUUUAUAGUAAGGAAAGCAAAAUGGGCUCAGUUUUAUCAGCUGUGAAAGAGGAAGAGAAAAUCUGUCAACUAGAGCCAUGUGAAGGAAGUAAAGUUAGUUAAGACACUCGAGGGUGGAAAAGAUGAAGUAUGAGCUUGAACAAGGUGUGGAGAAGUAAUAUUCAAAUACUUAAGCAUAAAAAAUAGGGCUGUCAGUUUAUUAAUGUAGAACAAAUAACUUAGUAAAAUUAAUUUUAUAUAACUGAUUGUACUACAUGAAGAAAAAAAAUUGUUUAUGUAAAUAUGUGUAAGUAGAAUACCAUUACCCCCUUGUAUAUUUCCAUGAAAUUUCUUUAAAGCUGUCUGUCUGCAUCUGUAUACAAACCAACUAUCAGAAAUAGUAGAUUGAGCACUAAACACAUCCUUUGUGAAUGGCCACUAUAAGUCUACUUCAGACUGAUGGACAAACUCUAUUGGACAGUGUAUUGGUGUGGACUGUUGUCCAGUAAAAUAAUUUAGCAGACAUAAACAUUAUAUUGACAGUC